UGACGGUAAAAGACUGGAAAUAGAGGCGGUGUGAUUCACGUGUUUCGAGAAAUUUCUCGUAACGUCUAAUUUGUACAAGAAAAUAAUAACACACGCGCUGUUUAUUUGCAUGUCCGAAGUUUGAAGCUAUCAAUUUUAUAAAUUUCGCAGUUUGAAAAGAAGCACCGGAUUUGUGAUUUUAGUUUUAUUCUCAGACUGAGAAGCCAUCAUUCAUCACUUAUCGGUUAUCGGCAACAUCAAAUUACACAAGUCACUAUUCACUGAAGCCAAGCUAAUUUAGGAAGAAGAUUUGAAAGACAUUAAGGAUUCAGUAUAAUCUCAAUAUUUUGAAACUGAAAGGGAUUUAUUAGAUCUAUACAUAACAUAUUUAUUAUAAUUUGUUGAUUUAUUAUUUAAUAUUUGUGCCGGCGUGGUUACUAAAAAAGUAUCAUCAUGUCAGUUGUGGGAAUAGAUUUUGGUACAUAUUCCUGUUAUAUUGGAGCUGCACGGGCUGGUGGAAUAGAAACGAUUGCAAAUGAAUAUAGUGACAGAUGCACCCCAUCUUACAUAUCUUUCAACGAAAAAAGUCGAUGCAUGGGUGUGGCUGCUAAGCAGCAAAGUGUGAUGAAAUUCAAAAACACAAUAUCUGGAAUAAAACGUCUAAUGGGUAGAAAGUUUUCUGACAAACUUGUUCAGUCCGAAUUAAAGAUACAGUUUCCCCAAAAUGAAAUAGUGGAAGACUCAAAUGGAAAUAUACUUAUUAAGGUGGAUUAUUUGGGUGAAAAUCAAAAGUUCAGUCCAGAACAAUUAACAACCAUGUUGUUUACUAAAUUGAAAUUAACUGCUGAAGCUGCUUUAAAAACCAAAGUUGUUGAUGUUGUUAUAUCAGUACCAUCAUAUUGUACUGAUGUUGAAAGAAGAGCCUUCCUAGAUUCUUGUCAGAUGGCUGGUUUAAAUUGUUUACGUUUGUUUAACGAUACCACAGCCAUUGCCCUAUCUUAUGGUAUUUAUAAACAAGACUUGCCAGCAGAAAAUGAGAAAGCUCGUAAUGUGGUAAUAGUUGAUAUGGGAUAUUCAUCACUGCAAGUUUCUAUUUGUUCAUUCCAAAAGGGAAAGUUAAAGGUUUUGGCAACUUCAAAUGAUCCUGAUUUGGGUGGCAGGAACUUUGAUCAUUUAUUACUUAAACAGUUUGCAGAGGAAUUCAAGGUUAAGUACAAAAUUGAUGUGAUGUCGCGUCCAAAGGCUUAUAUAAGACUUGCACAAGAAUGUGAAAAACUGAAGAAAUUAAUGAGUGCCAAUACACAGAAAAUUCCUCUCAAUAUAGAAUGUUUGAUGGAUGAUAAAGAUGUUUCAUCUGGCAUGGAUAGAGCUACAUUUGAAGAAUUGGCUAGUAAUGCUGGUCUGUUGACAAGAGCAGAGACUACCAUGCGAGCGAUUCUAGAUUAUUCUAAUGUGAAAUUAGGUGAUAUACAUUCAGUGGAGAUAGUUGGUGGUUCUAGUCGUUUACCCUGUAUUAAAGCUUUAGUUACACAAAUAUUUGGUAUGGAUGCAAGUACUACAUUAAAUGCUGAUGAAGCUGUUGCUAGAGGAUGUGCAUUACAGUGUGCUAUAUUGUCACCAACUUUCCGUGUACGAGAUUUUAGUAUCACAGAUUGUCAGCCCUACUCAAUUACACUACAUUAUACUGGAUGUAUAGAAGACGAGAAUUCAUUAGAAGUAUUCUCUAGAUUCCACGCCAUACCAUUCUCUAAGAUGUUGACAUUUUAUCGUAAAGAGCCAUUUGAAUUAACGGCCAGAUAUACUCACAUCAAUGAUGUACCUUAUCCUUCUCCUGAAAUAGGUACUUUCAAAGUGAAUAACAUUGUACCUCAGGCUAAUGGUGACAGUUGUAAAGUUAAGUUGAAGGUUCGAAUUAACAACCAUGGUACAUUUGUCAUACCCUCGGCCAGUAUGUAUGAAAAAUGUGAAAGUGAAGAUGAUACAAAAGAAUCUAUGGAUGUUGAUGUUGAUAAGAAAGUAGAAGAAAGUAAUAGUGAUCAAUCUAUGAAGAGUGAAUCUGCUUUUGAUGGAGAGACACCCAUGCAGACUGACAGUAGUCAAAGUGAAAAUGAAGUGCCACCUAAAGAUGAAGCCACUACUAAAGAAACUGAAUCAAAUACAGUUAAUGGAAAUGAAGAGAAAAAGGAAGAAGACAAGAAAAGUAAUAAGAAAGCUAAAAAGACAACGAGAAGUAUUGAUCUACCUAUAGAAUCUAGAUUUAACCAAAUUCCUAAACAACAACUCAAUCAUCUUAUAGAAAAAGAGAAUCAGCUGAUAAUGCAGGAUAAAUUAGAGAAAGAAAGAUUAGAUUCGAAAAAUGCAGUAGAAGAAUAUGUAUAUGAUAUGAGAGAUAAAAUAAGUGGACAAUAUGAACAAUAUGCUAAGGAAGAUGAUCGUAAUGCAUUGACCCUAAGAUUAGAAGAUACAGAGAAUUGGUUAUAUGAAGAUGGUGAAGAUGUCAAUAAACAAGUAUAUAUUGAUAAAUUAAAGGAAAUCAAGAAUCUUGGUGAUCCUAUUGUACAUCGUUAUCAAGAAGCACAGGUACGACCAGCUGUAUUUGAAGAACUAGCAAAAACUAUAUUUCAUUACAGAAAAUUCCUUGAUGCUUGGGCUAACAAGGAUGAAAAAUAUAAUCAUAUAGAAAAGGUGGACGCUGAUAAAGUUGAUAAAUGUUGUAAAGAGAAGAUGGAGUGGUAUGAAAAACAUUUGAAUCUACAAAAUCAAAAAGCUUUACAUGAAGAUCCUCCGAUACUUUCUAGUGAGAUAAAUGAUCAAAGAAAGGGACUUGAUGCUGUAUGUAAAUCAAUUGUAAAUAAAUCUAAACCGAAAGUAGAACCACCAAAAGAAGAAAAGAAAGAAGAGAAGAAGGAGGAGGGUAAAGCUGGUGGUGAUAUUAAAGAGACUCCUGUAGACGGUACAUCAGAUGUUAAACCAGAAACUAAUAACACACCAGAUAUGGAUAUAGAUUAACAUAUCAUGAUUGUCUUUAUUCUAGUACUAUCAUAUUUGUUUUUAAUUUGGUUAAGAAUUUCCUCGAGCUUGUCCUUGCUAUGUCUGAAUUGCAUCACUAUUUUGUUCUGCUAGUCAGUAAAAACAAAAUUUAUAGCCCAUUAGCACUAUUUCUUGUAAUAAUUAUCUUAUGUAUAGUUAUCAUAACAUUGAAUUAAUCUGUGUUUAGGGUCAAUGCAGAAUAAAAGAUGCCUUCCUUGCGGACAGCUUUUUUUUUGUUUUGGGUGGGGGUGGUAUCCUAACCACCAAUAAAAAAAAUGAUUUUUCUGCUCUCAAGUUCAUACUACCAAGAGAAUCUAAAAUUUGAAGUCACAGUUAAAUUAGUUAUAAUUUAGUCAACAUCUUUUUUUCUGUACCGCCCUUAGUUUAUCUCAGUGUUAAGGGAGUGGCUACUAAAGGUCACCACAACGGUAAAGAUCUGAUAUAUUACGAUAUAGUUAAACAUACAACUUGUUAUAAUUUAAUCACCAUAUUGAGUACUAUAUAGAAAGACUGUAGAAACUGUUGAGAAACUAGAAGUGCUAUAAAUCUCUGGUUGAUAAACUAGAAAGGAUAUAAAUCUUUCUUGUAUGUAAAUAUUUAGAAGAGUUUAUUGGUCAGUUGUGGUUACAAGAUCCUGUUAAUAUUAUUUACAACAAUAUUCAGCUGACCAGAUUAAAUGUUGUCCAUGUAAUGCUGUUCAAACAAUACUAUAAAAAAAAAUUGUAAUGAAUUAAAUAUAUAAGUAAUUAUAAUGAAGCAUAUACCCAAGUUUUGUAAUGUACUGUCAUUAUUCAAAUGAUAUUUCAUUUCUUUCAUAAAUAAAUAUAAAUCAUUCUUUUCAUCUAUUUAUUUGAUAAAAUUUGUGUUUAAUAAUGGUUACAUGUUGUUUAAGAUGUAUUCCUAUGACAGCCAAGGUACUUAUUCCAUUGUAUACAAACCAACGAUUGUAAUAAGAAUGUGAAUAACUAUAACACAACCCAGCUGCACAUCAAUUACAAUUUAAUGCCUAGCCACGUUUUUAAGAAGGAAUUUCAAUCGAUACAUUUCCUGUUCCCAGACAUUGAUUGUCAUUUACCACGGGUUAAUCAAAAUAUAAGCCAUAGAUUAUUUCCUAGCUUGUAUAAGUCAAAUUAACAAGGGGUUCCAGCAAAAGAUUCUACCCAUCAUGGUGGUAUACCAGAGGAUAUGAAACGUUACAAAAAUUUCAAUUCAUCAUGUCUUUGUUAAUACUGAACGGAGUUUUGAUAAUAUUGCAGUUUGCAAGGGAUUCAUGUCCCUCAAAUUGUUGAUCAGUGGCAUGAAUUAAGCAUAGAAAAAACUUUUUUGGGGGGGGAUGGGGGCGAGCCAAAGGACGAUUUAAUUAUCCUCAAAGGAUAUAUAUCUUGAACAUUGAAAUCAGUAUUUCAUGGUAUUAUCAUUUGCAGAGAAUAUAUCAAGAACUAUUUAUUGUAAAUUUUCUUUGAAAUUUGUAUAGUGGAUAUAUGUAUAGCAUUGUAUUAUGGUACUGCAUUUAUAAAUACAGACAGAAUAUACAACAUAUUAGUAAGCACACAUUACUACUGCACACCAUAAAGUCAAAAAUAAGAUCAAUAAAUUUUGAAUUCAUCCUCCAUUUUGUUGAUAUUUACUUGUUGAAUAGUGUUAAGUUUCUUCUUGAUCAUAAUAAACUACAUACCAUUAUUACUGUA
Molecule: messenger RNA, 4697 nt
Organism: Patella vulgata (common limpet)
Lineage: Eukaryota; Metazoa; Mollusca; Gastropoda; Patellidae
Product: heat shock 70 kDa protein 4
Exons: 18
Coding region: 433-2988 (851 amino acids)
Biological process (GO): protein folding
Cellular component (GO): cytosol; nucleus
Molecular function (GO): ATP-dependent protein folding chaperone; ATP binding
Source: RefSeq, a predicted model, not a curated record